GAAACCGUAUCACAGUGCGUCAAUAAUUAGUAAGUCACCAUCUCAGGGCAUUAAGUUGUAAAUGUUUGCCGUGAACUACAAAAAUUUCUUCGAUGGUACGACUCGCCAGACCGCUAAAGAAGAAACUGGGAUCGAAGCUUCUUUGGAUAUGCUUCGCGACAAUUUUUCUCACAUGCGUGCAUUUCGUUGGUCUUUUCCUUAAACCUUUGGAUUACCAUGAUGAACAGCACAGUGAAAUUGGAGUCCAUGAUUUCGGCGAGUUUAAGACAUUCCUUGGUGGUUCGACAAAAAAAGCGCGUAGAAAUCUAAUAAUUGUAUCUCAUGGCCGCUCUGGGUCUUCGCUGACAGGAGAUAUUUUUAACCAUCAUCCCUCAGUGUUUUACAUGUACGAACCGUUACAAACCGCUCAACGAGUUUACAAGAAGAGCGGCAAUCAAACUAGUUACAACAGGCUGGCCGAAAAGCUAUUAGCCUCCCUCGUUCAAUGCAGAUUCGAUCAGCCUCAGACCGCACUGGCGGACAUUGAGAAUUAUUACCGUAAACCAGCACAUCCGCGCAUCAGCCAUGCAAUGGGAUCACCGCCUCUGUGUCCAGUUGAGAUGACGGAUCCCAAAUGGAGUACCGAACUUUGCCCUCCUUUGUCAAGCCAGUCCUUAGGUGACGUCUGUAAGGAUAAGUACAAUUUGACCGUCUUGAAAAUCCUUCUCUCCCGAAUUCCUGAGAAUAAUAUGAAAACCGUUUUAACCGCUUGUGACUCGCACGACGUCGAAUGCAAGAUUAUCUUCCUCGUUCGAGACCCUCGAGCAGUGAUCCCAUCUUCACUUCAGAUUGGUUUUUUCAAAGAAAAAGGAGGGUCUGAUUCUAAGUUAGGCACCAGGGUGUACAGUUACACGCUGUGUCAACAAACAGAGAGGAAUUUGGAGCUAGUGAGGAGGUUACCAGAUUCUUUGCGAGCACGGAUUAUGCUCCUGCGGUACGAGGACUUAGCGAUGGAGCCAUCAAAAGUGUUAGAAAGACUUUACGACUUUGCUGGGUUGUCUUUGUUGGAAAGCGUGCGCGCAUGGCUAAACGAAACCACGCAGCAGAGUAGGAAGGACUGUAAUCGUGAAUUAGAUGGCCCUUUAGUCACAUGCACAAAAGAUGAUGCUUGGGCAGCGGCUAAUCGUUGGAGGUGGAAGGUUCAUCCACACGAAAUCAACGUCAUAGAGCAUUACUGUCGAGGUGCGAUGCGCCUGAUGGGAUAUCGGCCUGUGGACAUGUCACAUGACCUAUUAGCGAACGACAAGAUUCCGCUGUUCAGCGAUGACUAUGAAGCGAAACUCUGGUUUUUAAAUUGAAUGAAAUUUCAGACUGUAUUGAAUAUAAAUAUAUAAGUGACGGUGAUUUCCAUGAUUACAAACGUUCAGCCUCAGCAUGCUGUGAUUGGUUCAAGAACUCGCACAACUUUCCUAAACAAGAAUAAAGGGGGAAAGUUUCUAAACUGCGGUGCUGUGUAUGUUGGGGGAACGAUUACUAGAUAAUUUGGUUUCAUCAACUGAGUUUAUAUCGUAAGUUGGCUACCGCAAAGAGUUUCUAAGGCUGACGUCCACCGUCGAGUGUUAGCCUUUCGACAGAACUCUUCGCCCUGAUAAAGGGCUAACUCUCGUAACAGUUGAUAAAACCAACUCAUUCCUUAAACAAGAGUUGUACAACAAUUCGGUUUCAUUGAUUAUAUACAAUACACUUGUCAUAUAUGAA
This is a messenger RNA of Pocillopora damicornis (cauliflower coral), 1737 nucleotides long. RefSeq names its product carbohydrate sulfotransferase 5. Gene Ontology annotation, molecular function: N-acetylglucosamine 6-O-sulfotransferase activity. The record is from RefSeq and is a predicted model, not a curated record. Gene Ontology annotation, biological process: N-acetylglucosamine metabolic process; sulfur compound metabolic process. Lineage: Eukaryota; Metazoa; Cnidaria; Anthozoa; Scleractinia; Pocilloporidae.